ACCCUCUCUCUCUCUCUCUCUCUCUCUCAGAAAGUCCAAAAUUAUGAGCCAGUUAUCUUCUUCUCCAACUUCUGGUACUGAAUGCGAUUCAGACCAAACAAACCUUUGCUCAAACAAACCACAACAGCCCGAUAUGCACACCCCUUUGAUCCCCCGGACCCCAACACUUCAUCAUCAAAACCAACAUCCCCACAAAACUCGUCUUUCGCUUGCUGUCACUGAAGCCAGGUGCAUAUUCAAUAUAGCUUUUCCCAUGGUACUUACAGGCCUUUUGCUCUACUUCCGCUCCAUGAUCUCCAUGCUCUUCCUCGGCCACCUCAACGAGCUUGCUUUAGCAGGUGGUUCCCUAGCCAUCGGAUUCGCCAACAUCACUGGUUAUUCUCUUCUCUCUGGCCUUGCCAUGGGAAUGGAACCCAUUUGUGGCCAGGCCUUUGGAGCCAAAAGAUUCAAACUUCUUGGCCUUACCUUGCAAAGAACAGUGAUUCUACUUCUACUGACUUCCAUUCCGAUAUCGUUUUUAUGGUUCAACAUGAAGAAGAUAUUGCUCUUUUGUGGUCAGAAAGCCGAUAUUGCAGCCGAAGCACAGUCCUACAUUCUAUAUUCCCUCCCAGACCUCGUUGCACAAUCUCUUCUGCACCCUAUACGAAUAUACCUACGUUGUCAAUCCAUAACUCUGCCUCUGACAUUGUGUGCAGCGUUUUCUAUUCUUCUCCAUGUUCCAAUCAAUUACUUUCUUGUUCAUGUUCUAAAACUAGGAAUCAAAGGCGUCGCUUUAAGUGGUGUCUGGACUAAUUUCAAUCUAGUAGGAUCUUUGGUCGUCUAUAUUGCAAUCUCCGGCGUGUACAAGAAAACAUGGAGUGGGAUUUCCUCCGAGUGCUUCAAAGGCUGGAAAGCUCUCCUGAAUUUAGCCAUUCCAAGCUGCAUUUCCGUUUGCCUAGAAUGGUGGUGGUACGAGAUCAUGAUUUUACUCUGCGGGCUUUUGCUCAACCCCCAAGCAACCGUUGCGUCGAUGGGAAUUCUGAUUCAGACCACUGCUUUGAUCUACAUUUUCCCAUCUUCUCUAAGCUUCGGUGUAUCAACAAGGGUUGGAAACGAACUGGGUGCUAACCAUCCCCAGAAAGCAAAACUCGCCGCAAGCGUCGGCCUCUCUUUCAGCUUCGUGUUGGGAUUUUCAGCAUUGCUUUUUGCCGUAUCGGUUAGGAAGAUAUGGGCUAGCAUGUUCACCCAGGACUCAGAGAUUAUAGCCUUAACAUCAAUGGUCUUGCCCAUUAUCGGUCUUUGCGAGCUCGGAAACUGUCCACAAACAACAGGUUGUGGCGUUCUGAGAGGAACAGCUCGGCCUAAAUUGGGAGCCAAUAUCAACCUCAGCUGUUUCUAUCUUGUCGGAAUGCCGGUUGCAGUGUGGUUGAGCUUUUACUCCGGAUAUGAUUUCAGAGGACUUUGGCUUGGCCUUUUAGCCGCGCAAGGCUCAUGCGUUGUGACCAUGCUGUUCGUUUUGGCUCAAACCGAUUGGGAUCGCCAAGCCCAGAGAGCCAGAGAGCUGACUGGAGCUACCGUCACCAUUGACGAUGAUGAUAAUCAGGAAGACAAGGAUAAGUUAAAGGAGAAAAGUCAGGAUUUUACCAGUUCAUUGGGUAACGUAGAGAGCAGCCAUAAUUCACUAGUUUGAAUUUUCCUCAAGAUUUCUAGAAAUAUUGUUUAUACAAA
Molecule: messenger RNA, 1707 nt
Organism: Carya illinoinensis
Lineage: Eukaryota; Viridiplantae; Streptophyta; Magnoliopsida; Fagales; Juglandaceae
Product: protein DETOXIFICATION 49-like
Exons: 1
Coding region: 44-1669 (541 amino acids)
Biological process (GO): xenobiotic detoxification by transmembrane export across the plasma membrane
Cellular component (GO): membrane
Molecular function (GO): antiporter activity; xenobiotic transmembrane transporter activity
Source: RefSeq, a predicted model, not a curated record